Molecule: messenger RNA, 1383 nt
Organism: Schistosoma turkestanicum
Lineage: Eukaryota; Metazoa; Platyhelminthes; Trematoda; Strigeidida; Schistosomatidae
Source: the annotation of a GenBank genome assembly
AGAUCUUGAAGAUCAAUACCUGCUUCGAUUGACAUCGAAAGCACGUGAAAAAUUAUUCACUACAAUUAAUACCAUUUCAGAAUAUUUUGUCACAAAAUGUAGUAAUAGUAGUAAUAGUAAAAAUGAGAAAAAUAAUCAACAUAUCAUCAAUUCAGAUGAAACAUAUCUAUGUCAACUUGGUGAUAUUAUGUUUGAUUGUGUCCAAUAUGAUUGUUUACGUCGGUUGCGUUACUACUGGUUACCAAGAUGGUUAUUACACUGGGAAAGAAUCAUUAGAGAUUGUCAAUUUUUACCAAAUAAUCUCGGUGGUUCUAGUUUAUUCUACAUACCAUCACGUUGUUCAUCAUUACUGAAAGAUGAUGUUGAUGAUGAUGAUCAAACUCAGCAUAACAAUCAUCGUGAGUCGAAAUCGUUCAGUGUAGGUAUACAACGCACUAAAUCAUUGACUACGUCGGAUAUAGUUGAUGAACAACAAGCUGGUGAUCGAGAUGUUGCGGAUCAUGAUGAUGCUGACGAGGUGCAAUAUGAAGAAACGGAUGAAUUAUUUGACAAUAUCAAUAAUGAUCAAUCAAUUGUUGAUCGACAGAGUUCAUCAACGCAAACAACACGUAAACCAUCAAGUACACUGUCGAAUGAUGAGAAAACAUGGAAUAAAGAAAUUUAUGAUUUAGCUAUUAAAACAGCUUUAUCAAAAACUGGUCUAAUUCAAUGUAAUCAUAAUAAUGAAUUAUUAAGAAGCAUGCCAAGAAAACGUUUAAAAUCUUAUGUUCCAUCACGAUUGAAUUCAUCUAAUCAUAAAACAACAACAAUGAUGACACAAUUAUCAUCAAAAAUGUCAACAAAUGAUGAUAUAAUACAAUUAUUAUUAUUCAAUAAACAUUCUAAUCAACAAUCAAUAAAAAAUAAAUCAUUAUUUAAAAAAUUCAAUUUAUCAUCUACUAUACCAUAUGAUUUAAAUAAUAUUAUUGGUUUAAAAAAUUGUCCCGGUUCAAAAUGGCGGAAUUUAAAAAUUCAAAAUUCAACAACAUUGUCAAAUAUAACAAUGAAAACAAUAAAGAAUCAUCAUUCAUUAGAGAAUCAAAAAAGUUCCAUUGUGAUUGAUUCGUUUAUGUCGACAUUAGGAAUAAAUAAUAAUGAUAAUAGUAAUAAUAAUAUAUUUUCAUCAAAUUUAAAACAGCAUGAUAUCAAAGUGAAAUCAUCUCAACAUAAAUUAAUCAAUACUGGUAAAUUGGAAUUAUUGGAAAAAGCAGAAGAAUCGUUGACUACAACGAAAUAUCAAAAAGAUCAGAAUUAUUCCACUGAACAAAUAUUGAAAAACAAGUGUUUAUCAGCAAUACACGCAGAUGCUGCAUCUGGUGGUCCAUUUCAAUCAUAUUUAGAAAG